Pleuronectes platessa (European plaice) is the source of this 7019-nucleotide messenger RNA. It is a transcript of the gene phka2, whose product is annotated as phosphorylase kinase, alpha 2 (liver). The record is from RefSeq and is a predicted model, not a curated record. The transcript is spliced from 32 exons. Lineage: Eukaryota; Metazoa; Chordata; Actinopteri; Pleuronectiformes; Pleuronectidae. Gene Ontology annotation, cellular component: phosphorylase kinase complex. Gene Ontology annotation, molecular function: calmodulin binding. Gene Ontology annotation, biological process: glycogen metabolic process. The coding region runs from base 1737 to 5438 and encodes 1233 amino acids.
UUCAGUCGCUCGCACCGUCAACUUCAGGAGGAAUCAAGCGACACACAUAACGGACAUAGAGCGGACAGGAGGGUCUCUGGCUCCGGGGGGUUAGCUAAAGAUGCUAAAAGGAGCUAGCGGAUGGUGGCUGCUGCUGGUAAGGCGCUCUGAUUGGCUGGGGUCGAAACCUCGGUGCGAUUUGAUUGGCUGAAGGAUUCCGUUAUUCUCUGGGUUGUUCCCAGCAGAUAUGGCUUCUGGUGGAUGUUGAGUUUGGUCAUUUCACUUUUCUUUGGUAUUAAUCUAAGAAAAAACAAGGACAGAUGGAAGAAGUGUACUAAUAUGUAGAAAUACUCUGGUGCAAAUAAAUAUAUAAAGCCAAAUAUACUAACAUGUGCAUUACUUCAAUACACAAAGUGGUUCAAGUGGUGACUAUUUAUUUCUGGUUUGCUUGUGAGAUUUAGCUCGUAUAUUUACUUAUUUUGCUUGUUUAUUCUAAAUUGUAAGAUUUAUUCCUUAUCUGCAAAGUAACUGGUAAAAGAAAUUGUCAAAUAAUGCAGUGGAAUCAAAUCACUGACAGAAUUCAAAAUCUCAUAGAAUCUAACGUAAAAUAUCACAUUCCUACAUGUGUGUUGUGAGGAGUUAUUACAGCAUGAUAAAUUAACUGCUCUACAUUGGUGCAGUGAAAAACACAUUAAUGAAUAAGUGUUGAAAUGUAUAAUAGUAAAUAAUCAAAUAAAUAAUUAUAUACAUAUGAGUAAAUAAACGUAGAAAUGAAUGAAUACAUAAAUAAAUGUAGAACUGUAGAAAUACCUACAUAAAUAAAUACAUGAAACUACUGAAAUAAAUAGUGCAAUAAAUGUAGAAAUAAUGACAUGUAAUAACUACUAAAUAAAUAAAUGUAGAAAUGAGCAAACUGAAUUAAUUUUAUUUGGUCAUUUACUUACUUAUACUACUUUAUUAUUACGCUAUAUAUUUACAACUAAUGCAAGCAAAAUGAUUGUUGCUAUAAGAGAAGAUAAAAGAUAACAUAACAUAACAUAACAUAGGAUUAGAUAAAACAAUAAAAGAUAAUCCUUCAUUGAUCCCACAAAGGGGGAUUUGCUGUGUUACAGCAGCAGAGAGGACAGUAACAUUAUAACCAACGUGCAAUACAUAUAAAUACAAGGGAAUAUGAGAAGCAUAAGAAUAUAAAUGGAAUGGAACUAAUAUAUACAGUGUAAACAGAAUAUAAACAGCAUGAGAAUAUAUACAGUGCAAAUGAUUACACAUAAGCUAUUGAAUUGCACAGACAGAAAUUUAUAUUACACAGUUAUACAUAUACUUUCCUCACUCAGCUGCUCUUUUACCUCCUAUCUUUUAAUAGUAUUUUUAUAUAAUAAUACUAAUACAUGUGCAUUGAACAUCUAUGACCACAGUUUAAAACCCCUUAAGGUGGAACGUAGAGGUCCUUUAGCGCCCCCUGUCGCCACCAAAUCAAACAACAGGAACAAAUUGUAUUGUUUUUCUCAGUAUGGAUGAACAGUUUGACACAGACGGUCUGUUACUGUGACACGUCACGUGCUGUCCUCUCCAGCAAUCGAACACUGUGACCGGAAACAUCUGUGUGUGUGUUUGUGUUCAUGUGUGUGUGCUUGUGCGAGCUUAUCUCACAAACAGCUGGAUGCUACUGGGCUAGCAGGCGUUAGCAGAGCUCCGGUCAGACCCGCGCUGCAGCACCGGGAGCUACGAUCACUGCACGAGAUCAGCGAGCAGCGAGCAUGAGGAGCCGCAGUAACUCAGGAGUGAGGCUGGAUGGUUAUGCCAGGCUGGUGCAGGAAACCAUCCUGUGCCACCAGAGCCCAGUGACGGGUCUUCUCCCCGCCAGUUCCCAGAAGAAGGAUGCCUGGGUGAGGGACAACGUGUACAGUGUCCUGGCUGUGUGGGGGCUGGGCAUGGCCUACCGCAAGAAUGCAGACCGGGAUGAAGACAAGGCCAAAGCCUACGAACUGGAGCAGAGUGUGGUGAAACUGAUGCAGGGUCUGCUACAGUGCAUGAUGAGACAGGUGGCCAAGGUGGAGAAGUUCAAACACACCCAGAGCACAAACGACUGCUUGCACGCCAAAUACGACACCACCACCUGUGCCACGGUGGUGGGGGAUGACCAGUGGGGGCAUCUGCAGGUGGAUGCCACCUCCAUUUACCUGCUGAUGCUGGCUCAGAUGACAGCGUCAGGUCUCCGUAUCAUCUCAAACCUGGAUGAGGUGGCCUUUAUCCAAAACCUGGUCUUCUACAUUGAAGCUGCCUACAAAGUGGCGGAUUAUGGGAUGUGGGAGCGCGGUGACAAGACCAAUCAAGGCAUUCCCGAGCUAAAUGGCAGCUCCAUAGGAAUGGCUAAGGCUGCUCUGGAGGCCAUAGACGAGCUGGAUCUCUUCGGCGCUCACGGAGGACCGAAGUCAGUCAUCCAUGUUUUGCCGGAUGAAGUGGAACAUUGUCAGUCCAUCCUCUGCUCCAUGCUGCCAAGAGCUUCCACUUCCAAGGAGAUCGACGCCGGUCUUCUGUCGGUCAUUUCCUACCCGGCUUUUGCCGUGGAGGACGCUGACCUGGUGGCCAUCACAAAGUCAGAAAUCAUAAGCAAACUGCAGGGUCGGUUUGGCUGCUGCCGCUUCAUCAGGGAUGGAUACCGUUGUCCUAAGGAGGAUCCCACUCGGCUGCACUACGAUCCUGCCGAGCUCAAACUGUUUGAGAACAUCGAAUGUGAAUGGCCUGUUUUCUGGACGUACCUCAUCCUGGACGGAAUCUUUACCGGAGACCAAGUGCAGGUCCAGGAGUACCGGGAGGCCCUGGAGGGCAUUCUGAUCAGAGGGAAGAACGGCAUCAAACUUGUGCCUGAACUUUAUUCUGUACCAAGCGACAAGGUGGAGGAGGAGUGCAGCAAUCCUCACUCGGUGGACAGAGUGGCCAUGGGGCAGCUGCCGCACAUGUGGGGACAGUCCCUCUACAUCUUGAGUUCUCUUCUGGCUGAGGGUUUUUUAGCACCAGGAGAGAUAGACCCCCUCAACAGGAGAUUCUCCACGAACUUCAAACCAGAUGUCGUCGUGCAAGUUUGCGUUCUGGCCGAGUCGGACGAGAUCCAGGAGCUGUUAAGUGAUCACGGGAUAACGGUCCAGACGAUGUCAGAGGUUCUGCCCAUCAGGGUCAUGCCUGCUCGCAUCCUGAGCCAUGUCUACGUCAAACUGGGAAACUGCAAGAAACUGGAUUUGGGUGGAAGGCCCUACAGACACAUCGGCGUGCUGGGGACAUCCAAAUUCUACGAGAUCCGAAAUUGCUUCUAUAUAUUCACCCCCCAGUUUCUGGAUCAGCAUCAUUUCUACCUGGCACUGGACAACCAGAUGAUUGUGGAGAUGUUACGAACAGAGCUGGCCUAUCUCUCCUCUUGCUGGAGGAUGACGGGACGACCCACUCUCACUUUCCCCAUCACCCGCACUAUGCUGGUUGAAGAUGGGGAUGCCAUUGAUCCGUGUAUCCUUGCAACCCUCCGGAAACUACAGGAUGGUUAUUUUUCCGGCGCGAGGGUGCAGAUGUCCGACCUCUCCAGUUUCCAGACAACUUCCUUCCACACUCGCCUCAGCUUCCUGGAUGAAGAGAACGAUGACGGCUUACUAGAAGAUGAAGACCAGGAUGACUAUGGAGACGAAUAUGGAGAAUAUUCCAAAUGUGGGCCCUCAGAGGGCUCAGACGACAUGUUUGAGCAGUACCUCACGCAGCUCCUCCACAGCACCAACAACAAGAGCCAUCUCCCCCCCAUCCAGAGGGGCCAGCACCAUGUCUUCAGUGCAGAACACACAACAAGAGACAUCCUGUCUCUUAUGGCCCAGGUCCAGGGCCUGAACUUACCCAAGUCUACCAUGUACCUGCCUGUGGCUCCUUUCAAGAGCAAACACCGCAGAUCUCUGAACCUCCUCGUGGUUCCUCAUCCUCAGCACGGCUCACAUGCAAAGCAGCACAAGCCCCACAGCGUCGCUGACCUGCACCUGCCUCGAGACUCUCAGGGCAACACGGACUUUGCGUCACUGGCGAGGCAGCUGAAGGAGUGCCCCACUCUGCAGGACCAGGCGGACAUCCUCUACAUUCUCUACGUGAUGAAAGGAGCUGAUUGGCUGGUGGAGCUGUCAGGUCCCGGGCAGGGCGGGAUGAGUGUGCGUUCUCUGUUGGAGGAGCUCUAUGUUCAGGCUGGAGCCUCUAAAGAGUGGGGUCUCAUCAGAUACAUCUCUGGAAUACUACGCAAGAGAGUGGAGGUCCUCGCAGAGGCCUGCACGGAUCUGAUCUCCCAUCACAAGCAGCUGACUGUGGGUCUACCUCCUGAACCCAGAGAAAGAGUCAUCGCAGUGCCACUUCCUCCCGAGGAGUUGAACACACUCAUCUAUGAGGCCAGUGGUCAGGACAUCAGUGUAGCUGUACUCACUCAGGAAAUCAUGGUGUAUCUCGCCAUGUACGUGCGCUCCCAGCCUGCUCUGUUCGGGGACAUGCUUCGCCUCAGGAUUGGACUCAUCAUGCAAGUGAUGGCCACUGAGCUGGCCCGCAGCCUGCACUGCUCUGGGGAGGAGGCAUCUGAGAGUCUGAUGAGCCUGAGUCCGUUCGGCAUGAAGAGUCUCCUGCAUCACAUCCUCAGUGGCAAAGAGUUCGGGGUGGAGAGGAGCGUGCGCCCCAUCCAGUCUACAGCCUCGAGUCCGGCCAUCUCCAUCCACGAACUUGGCCACACUGGUGCCACCAAGACUGAACGCACAGGAAUACACAAACUGAAGAGUGAGAUAAAACAGAUCAUCAGCGGGGGUCUUUCCUUAAGUAGCAAUGUCACCUCUCCUCGCUCCACGCGUUGCAGCAGUCCGUCCACCCCCAGUGGAAUCCUGUCCCCUGUGGGUCCCGGUCCAUCUGACGGACAGCUACACUGGGAGGACAGGCAAGGCCAGUGGCUGAGGAGACGCAGGCUGGACGGAGCUAUCAACAGAGUACCAGUGGGUUUCUACCAAAAGGUCUGGAAGAUCCUGCAGAAGUGCCACGGCCUGUCAAUAGAUGGAUAUGUGCUGCCGUCUUCUACCACAAGAGAGAUGACAGCAGGAGAGAUCAAGUUUGCGGUGCAGGUGGAGUCUGUCCUGAACCAUGUCCCUCAGCCAGAGUACCGGCAGCUGCUGGUGGAGACUGUGAUGGUUCUCGGUUUGAUCGCCGACGUGGAUGUUGACAGCAUCGGUGGCAUCAUCUAUGUGGACCGCAUCCUGCAUUUGGCCAAUGACCUCUUCCUCAAUGACCAGAAAUCUCACAGCGCCUGUGAUUAUUUCCUCGAGAAGGACCCGGCGACUGGGAUCUGCAACUUUUUCUACGAUAGCGCCCCCAGUGGCAGCUUUGGAACCAUGACGUAUCUCUCCAAGGCGUCGAUCACGUAUGUCAAGGACUUCCUGCCAAGUUCCAGCUGCCUGAUGCAGUGAACAAAAAGACAAGUGUUAAUACAACUAUAAACACCUGGAGAGACGUUUCUAUAACUAAAGUGUCAAGUGGACAAAGUCAGCAAAGCUUCUCAUUAUCAACUCGUACAAGUCGUGAGAUGCUUGUAAGUAUUUACUCAAUAAGUAGUCAAUAAACUCAGUAGCUUUAACACAAUAAUGUGACAUACUAACCUAGGCAGCUGAAUUGCAAACCACUAGUUAUGUAUUUGUUUUUUCUUCGUAAGGGUCCAAACUGUGAACAUAUUUAUUAUUUAAACAUGCUUUACGGGACUCACUAACAUGCGUUUUAUUUAAACUGAAAUUUGCAAAGAUAUAAUUUCAGUGUCCUUGGUGUUGUGUGUGAGAAUAUUAUAUAAACAGCCUGAUAGUUGAAUAUGUCAAAUGUCCGGUGGUAAUCAGAGGAAACAUUUCUAUAAUUUCUGCACUUUUAAAUUCAGCCUCUGCUUUGUUUUUUAAUAAUAUAAUUAUUAGUAAAUCUGUAUCUAUGCCUACAAAUGAACCCAAAUCGUUUCCUCUGAUACCUGCCAGGCUCUUUAUAAGUCAGUGCUGAUGAUACUAAAUAUUAAUAUGUAUCUCUUUGAAUGCCAGUGUGUUUUGGUCCUUGUGGAUGUGCAUGAUUGUCACCCCAAGUUUUUAAUACUGAUAUGGCGACUAGACAUAUUUUAUUCAUUUGUGAACAGUGAAGUUAGGUUGUUUGUGGUAUGUUUGGUUCGUGUUUGAUAGAAUACACAGUAUUUUCUCUGUGUGUGAGUCGUAUACAGUUAACAUGUGAAAUAUUUGAAACUCCUUCAAUAUAAAAAUAUAUUUUCCCCUCAUAAAUCUAUAUUGUAUUUAGACACAGUCAGAUUUUAAUUCAGGUGCCUCCCAUCUGUUUUGGUCAUCUUUAAGAUGCAUGUACAUUUUGACUGGAGUUCACCUGAGGUAAAUACAUGAUGUUCUUUUUACACCUGACAAUGCAAAUCAGAGCAAAAACCAGGCGGUAACGCAGAAAGAACUUGAAUUAUUUGGAUCUGCACCAAACUACAAACGUACAAUAUCAGUCCCCUUAACAUGCCUGAUUUAUUUACUCAAGAUCCAUGAAUAAGUCUCUUGUUAUGUAAAACGAAAGGGGUCAUGGCUUGGUUUUAGUUAUAAUAUGUAUCGUGAACUAUGAGACCUUAUAAAUACACGUCUUGAAAGGGAGGUACCUAAAAAUACUUUUAAGUACCAUGAGAAAAGAUCGGAAAAUAUAAUAGUAAGUUAUUUAUUUUUAUUUAAUUUGCAAAGAAUUUGUGAAAUUCUCUGUUUGCUUUGUCAUUAUGGGAUAUUGACUGCAACAUAUCAAAAUGUAACAGAAUUGAAGGGGUCUGAAUACUCUCUGAAUGCACUGACUGUAUAUGUACAGAAUGAAGUGGCCGUGCAGCCAGAUGUUGGUAAAGUGACAGAGGUCCACGAUGUGUUGGAUAAGGUGAAUGUAAGUCUGAGAUAAGUGUGACUUCACUUUAACAUUAAACAACUUUUAUAUCUGUGCUUUUCUGUUCAGAGACCAAUUCGCAGGACACAAUAAAAUGUUGAUAUAUUUAA